AUGAAUGCCAAUACAGCGCUACGCCAGAUCGCGAGAUCCUCGCGACAAGCCUAUAGAAACUAUAAUGCGCCCUUCCGGAUAGCCCAGUCGGCGGCGGUGCCACGAAGGCACCUAGUAUCGACCACUCCCGCGGCGUUGCGACAGUGCAAACACGUCCCGUCGAGCAGCAUCGCAACCCAGAUCCGGCGCGAAUCGUCGGAAGCAAAGCCUCUUACAGAUCGACCAGCCGAGUCGGCGGAGAAUACAGAUGCAGAGGGUGACGACGUCGCGGCGCGCAAAGCCCUGGAGCCCGCCUACGAGCUGACCUUCACCUGCCGCAAAUGCAUGAACCGCUCCUCCCACCGCGUCACCAAGCAAGCCUACCACUUCGGCACCACCCUCAUCACCUGCUCCGGCUGCAAGAACCGCCACUUGAUCAGCGACCACAUGAAGAUCUUCUCCGACAAGGGCAUCACGCUCGAGGAUAUUCUGAAGGAGAAGGGGCAGUAUUUGCGGAAGGGACGGUUGGGGGAGGAUGGGGAUAUUGAGUUCUAUGAUGAGGGGAGUAAUGAGAUUGGGCAGGCGGAGGCGCAAGCGCAGGAGCAGGGUCAUGAUGGUCGUUGA
Molecule: messenger RNA, 603 nt
Organism: Saxophila tyrrhenica
Lineage: Eukaryota; Fungi; Ascomycota; Dothideomycetes; Mycosphaerellales; Extremaceae
Exons: 2
Coding region: 1-603 (200 amino acids)
Biological process (GO): protein folding; protein import into mitochondrial matrix; protein stabilization
Cellular component (GO): mitochondrion
Molecular function (GO): zinc ion binding; protein-folding chaperone binding
Source: RefSeq, a predicted model, not a curated record